AGCGGCAACCUUUUUAAGAUUUGCAGAUUGUAUUCCACAGGCAAUGGCUCCACUACUACAGGGAACAGGCUUCAUCACAGGUGCUGCAUCAGGUAUUGGAAAAGCCACGGCGAUUUCAUUUCUCCAAAAUGGUGUAAAACAACUGGCGAUUGGUGACAUCAAUGUUGAAGCUAUCAAUAACACCGCGGCGGAGAUCCGACAGGCAUUUCAAGACGCAUAUAUUCUUCCAGUACUGGUCGAUGUGACGGAUGAACAGUCAAUUGAGAGAGCCAUCCAAGAGGUCGUCAAGGAAUUUGGGCGGAUUGACUACGCCGUCAAUAAUGCCGGCAUUGCUGGUGCGAACACGCCCAGUGCGGUGACCAACACCGUCGAAUGGCAGAGACUGUUGAACGUCAACCUGAACGGUGUCUGGUUGAGUUCCAGGGCUGAGAUCCGACAGAUGCUUCAGCAGGAGCCAUUGAAGCCUGAACAAGGCAGAGGGGUCAUCAUUAAUGUAUCUUCGAUGUUUGGUGUUGUAUCCAGUCCCAAAAGCAUUCCAGCUUGUGCUUAUACCGCCGCCAAACACGCCGUUAUGGGCAUGACCAAGGCCGAUGCGAUCACGUACGCCUCUGACGGAAUCAGGAUCAAUGCAAUCUGCCCAGGAUAUGUUGGCACUCCAUUGUUUCUCUCUGCUCUCCAAAGCGAGGUCAUACAGAAGGAGAUAGCAAAGGUUCCUAUGGCGAGGGUUGCUCAGAUGGAUGAGAUUGGAGACGCCAUCUCAUUCCUGGCCUCCCCUAUGAGCAGUUAUAUGUGUGGAGCUGCCUUGGUAGUUGACGGGUAA
This is a messenger RNA of Phialemonium atrogriseum, 820 nucleotides long. RefSeq lists its product as uncharacterized. The record is from RefSeq and is a predicted model, not a curated record. Bases 44 to 820 code for a protein of 258 amino acids. NCBI's taxonomy places the organism in Eukaryota, Fungi, Ascomycota, Sordariomycetes, Cephalothecales, Cephalothecaceae. The transcript is spliced from 4 exons.